AUGGUCGUCGGUGCUGCUGAUCACACGGCAAUUUUAGAACACGCUCGUAUCCUCCUCCCUGCACCCGCAGGCAUGAUGCAGAUGAUGCAGUUAGCCACCCACACCACACCACCAAAGGAGCCAGGAGCAGCGCCGGAUUCGAUUGAGCGUGAAGGCCAUGUCCCGUUUGAGGGCAGCCCUCAGCGGUCCUCGACUCAGGAGCGCCCAAUUCAACCACCAGCGACUCGUCGAAACACACCAACUCCCCCAUCGAGCGUCGUCCUACACAUGUGGGCGUCUCGCCGGCGACGUGUUCGGCUGCUCUUCCAGAAGGCCGUCUCGCAGGCCGCCAUGGCGUUUGACUUUCGCAUUGCGACUGACCUUGAUUCGUCGACAGGGCUCUCACAGGCCCGCCGCGCAGCCCGUGCAGUUUCGAGGCUCAAGGGCUCUCUCCAGCAUGUUUCCGGCCACGCUCGCGCCGCAGCAGCCCCCAAGCGGGGACCCGCUGUCCGCAAGCAGCGCCUGAGGGCCGCAGCGCCAGCCUCAUCUCCACCACUCACGCCGCCAAGCCGCGUUGAGAAACGGUAG
Messenger RNA from Mytilinidion resinicola, 567 nucleotides. RefSeq lists its product as uncharacterized. Lineage: Eukaryota; Fungi; Ascomycota; Dothideomycetes; Mytilinidiales; Mytilinidiaceae. The coding region runs from base 1 to 567 and encodes 188 amino acids. The record is from RefSeq and is a predicted model, not a curated record. The transcript is spliced from 2 exons.